Molecule: messenger RNA, 1252 nt
Organism: Aspergillus alliaceus
Lineage: Eukaryota; Fungi; Ascomycota; Eurotiomycetes; Eurotiales; Aspergillaceae
Product: sulfurtransferase
Exons: 2
Coding region: 107-973 (288 amino acids)
Biological process (GO): transsulfuration
Cellular component (GO): mitochondrion
Molecular function (GO): thiosulfate-cyanide sulfurtransferase activity
Source: RefSeq, a predicted model, not a curated record
GCUGGACAUCCGCAAGAUAAUCACUAAGGUCCUAGCUCCAGUACUGACAACUGGGAAUGUUCUUACGAUUGAUUGCAAUUGCUUCGUAAACACGCCCCGCAUCACAAUGUCUCACGACCCAUUUCCCUCCAUUCUCGUGACUCCAGAGGAAUUCCACAACGCGAUUAACACAACUACCCGCCGUAUCGUUCCUGUAGCAGCAGGCCGUGAUACACUACGCCCUUCUUACGAGAAACAGCACAUACCAGGCUCCGUGUUCUUCGAUAUGGGUGUUAUAGCAGAUACAACAUCGCCGUACCCGCAAAUGCUUCCUACGGCAAGCCAUUUUGCCAACUGCAUGGGGAAACUGGGUAUCCAACCCGACGACAUCCUCGUCGUGUACGACACAGUGGAAAUCGGUAUUUAUAGCGCACCGCGCGUAGCAUGGGUCUGUCGACUGUUUGGACACAAAUCGGUGCAUGUCUUGAAUAACUUCCGUCUUUAUACAGAACAAAGGUAUCCUGUUGCGGAAGGGAAGAUAUCGCCGCUCCCAGAGGCCGUUUAUCCAUAUCACGAAGCAGAUGCGAAGCAAGUGAUCCCCUUUGAGGAAUUGCGAGACACAAUACUUCAUGAACCAGCGAAAUACCAAAUUAUUGACGCUCGGAUACCGGGGCGGUUCUCAGGAAUACAGGACGAGGCCGAUCCCGCUCUUCGAUCGGGUCAUAUGCCUUUUGCGAUCAACAUUCCACUGGCAGCUAUGUUAGAUGUGCAGUCUCACGCUUUCCUUCCCUUAUCCCAAUUGAAGGGACUUUUUGAGAAGGCGGGCAUUGAUGGAAAGUUGCCUGUCGUCUUGACCUGCAAUUCUGGAGUUACUGCAGCGGCGUUGGAUCUGGCGUUGCAGGAGACGGGGUUUAACAUGGAUCGGAGGGUGUACGAUGGGAGUUGGAUGGAGUGGACACGAAGAGCUGAGAGUGAUCUGGUCGUCAAGGGUUGAUAUCUAUUUUUCCCACUCUAUUCUUGACUUGGUGAGACUACCGGUCAGAAUAUUAUAAUUGUUUUGUAAAGCAUCGUCUAUGCAUUUCACCUCAUGCUUGGGGCACAUUCCACAUCAUGGUCAUAACAAUGACAGUGAAUCAAUGAAUGUACAGCACCUUGAUGCAAACCGCACCAACCCAAGUCUGUCACUUGGAACAAUGAUUGCCUUCGCCUUCUCACCGGCUUAACACCACUCCAAGAACCUUUGUCCAAAACACCUUGCUGGGUACAUGACGAA